ACAGAAAAAGGGAAGAAAAAAAGCCCAGCCCACAAGUCAAAUACAGCCAGCCCUUUUUAUGAGCACAAUACCCUCCUGAAGCAGUUCUGCUUUUCCUGGCUGGUGUCUUCAGUUGCGAGCUGCUAAUGUUCCCAAAAGAGGAGGAGGCCCAGUUAUGUUUUCUUGUUUUCCUCCCAACUUCUUCAGCAUUUUAGUCAGAUUUUCAUUUCUGUGAUGGAAGGUAGCCAAGGGAUUCUGAAGGAUGAAGAAAAUAGUGGCAAACAGCCAGGAGAUGAAUGUUCAAAGGGGGAAAAACCUCCAAGGAGGAUUAUUCAUUUUACAAGUGGUGAAACGAUGGAAGAAUACAGCACAGAGGAAGAAGAUAUGGAGGAAAGCGACCACAAUCCACUUCCUGACACUGUUGGCCUCUCCUGGGCUAGUUACCUGCAAUUUUGGGUCCUUCGAAUAGCAGCAACAACUUUUUUUACUUGCGAAUUCCUUGGUGGGAAGUUCGCCGCGCUGUUUGGGCUCAAUGAAUCAAAAUAUCAGUAUGCAAUAGACGAAUACUACAGGACACAGUGCAAGGAAAGUGAAAGUGAUGAAGAUGGUGAAGAGAUGCAGAUGGAGGGGACUGUUUCAUCAAAUGAAAAGGAGCACCUGGAGAGGCAGAGCUGUGGAUAUGGGUCCAUUGAUUCUAAAGAGACCCCUGCAUAUUCUCCGGAAAACACUGUUGCAAUGGUCAAUGAACUUGAAGAAGGUAGCCUCCCCAGACCAAAAAAAAAUGAACUUUAGCCACUGUAAAGUUUGUAAAUAAGCCUUUGGUGCACAUCUAAAUAUGGCAUGCUUUGAAUAAAAUAACACACAGCUUUACCUUCUGUUACCGGAACUUCAUGCUGAAUUCAUUCAUGCCCAGAAUAUAAACUCGUCAAUUUUAAUUGGAGGAUAGUCUCGUUAUAUUUCACCACAAGGUGGCACUGCACGACAAUCUCUAAUUUUGAGGUUGACUUUUCAAGUUGUCCCAAGGCAACAGACUUCUAGUAAAAAGAGACAUGGCUGCUUUUGUUUUCACAACAAAUUCAUUCAGCUUGAAAAUGGUUGCUGUUAAUUUGGUGGUUCUAAUCUGGGUUUGAAUUGGCACUUUAGCAGCCCACCAUGUCGGGGAGUAAUUAUUUGGUUUAGUGACACAAAAUGUUUGUUUUAUUCAAGGAAGACUCUACUAUAUAUUUUGGAAAAGGCUUGUGUUUGUUUGGCUGUCUGUCUGUUCUCUAUGGGAUACCCCGUGAGAUAUCAUUGCCAAAUGUGACUCAAGGGUUCCCAAGGUGGGGGGGGAGCCAUCUUCAUCACGCAGCUGCUGGGAACCAUUUUGAAUCAAGAUGGCGGAGCAAAACAUGACUUUGGUGUGAUGCCUUUGGUGAGGGAUUUUAACAAUUUAAGCAGAAUGGAGGGACAAUCCGCCCUUUGAAUGUUACAAGAAUCCAGGACAGCCCAAGAAUCCAAUUAAGUUUAUUCAAAAGAAAGUAUAAGGGGGAAAGAGGGAGCAUACCCCUUAAAAGGGGAAAUAAAACACUAAACCAGAUUAUUAAUAUGCCUUGGUCCCUACCGCUGCCAUCUGGUCCAAAGGUUUUUUGGACCAGCUUGUUUAGGGACGCUCUCUGGCGGUGAUGAGUAGCUAUCCUUUUUCUAUACUGAAAACAGUUUGGGGCGGGGGGAUCGAAAAUACCCUGAGCGUAGGAGAGCAAAAUGUGUUACUGGUCAUUCUUUCCUAAGUGCCUACACCACUUGCCACCAAAUUAUGCACAGCUCUGUUGUGCAGCUGUGUUGGUUUUGGCUCCAUCGUCUAUUUCUGUUUUAUUCAGUGUGCAGCUAUGAAACUUGUACACCCUGUUUUACCAAAGAUUGUGGCACAGCAUGCAAAGUACAAUGAUGGCUUUUCAAAGCACCUCCGGGUCUCCCCAAAACGACCAGACAUCCAAAAUAAAACUGCACCUAGUCUUGAACUGUAGUCACAUCAUUUUCUAUGGGAAUAGGUGGCAAAGGAGAAGUGGGGAGGCUCUAAAACAGUGGUGGGACAACUCUUAGCCCUCCAGAUGUGGACUCCAGCUUUCAUCUGCCCCAGCCAGCGUAACCAGUAGGAAUGCUGGGUUGUAGUCCAGCAACAUCUAGAGGACCAUAGGUAUUCCACCAAUGCUAUAGUUGGGUUUCCAGGCAAGUGAUAUAUCAACUGGACAAAAUGAGACACCAGUGCCGCCUUCCAUCUCCAAUCAAAUAUGAGGUCAUCAUGCUAAAGUAGUCAAACAGAAUCGGAUAGCAUAUUUAAAGUUACACUUAUAUGAAAUUGAUCUCACAGUAUGACUCUUGCUUGCAUCAUCCAAUAUAUAUUGUACAUUCUACACGAUUUCCUGGUUGCCUCAGGAGAUUAUUUGGGGAUUAUUUGAUGAACCAGAAUUAGUGCGAUUCUCUUAAGGUCACUUUCAGAUACAUUUGACACUAGGAUGAAAAAGGUGUUGCUGUUUUUUUUAUGAGUUACACACUG
Zootoca vivipara (common lizard) is the source of this 2512-nucleotide messenger RNA. It is a transcript of the gene FAM177B, whose product is annotated as family with sequence similarity 177 member B. The record is from RefSeq and is a predicted model, not a curated record. Lineage: Eukaryota; Metazoa; Chordata; Lepidosauria; Squamata; Lacertidae.